AUGUCUACUAUUGCCGAAAAAUCAGCACAGCCGCCCUCGUCUGAUAUCUCAAGAGUUUCAGCAGCCAGCCGGGAAGACGAUGACCACGUGCCGCCUGCCGCCCUCCCCGAGGCGUCCGCGAGUACGCCCAAGACCGCCCGUUUCUGGAUCGUCCUCACUGGGCUCGUCGUCGCCCUGUUUGUUGCCGUGCUCGAAGGGUAUGCAGUGUCCACCGCCCUCCCCGUCAUGGUCAACGACCUGCACACGGACCAGUUCAUCUGGGUGGCCUCCACGUACGCCAUCGUCGGCACCUCUCUCCUUCCCCUCGUUGGCGGGCUCACCGAGGCCUUUGGACGCAAGCCCGUCAUCCUGGGCGCGCUGCUGCUCUUCAUGGCAGGCGCGGCGGUCUGUGGCUCCGCCCCGAACAUCAGCGUCCUGAUUGCCGGCCGCGCCCUCCACGGCGCCGGCGCCGGCGGCAUCCUCUCCUGCACCCAGAUCGUCCUCUCCGACCUCGUCACCCUGCAGGAGCGCGGGACGUACAACGGCCUGUUCGGACUCGUGUGGGCGAUCGGCGGGGGUCUUGGGCCGCUCGUCGGGGGCGCGCUUGCCAAGCCUACGCUCUGGCGUUGGAUCUUCUACCUCAACAUCCCCAUCGCGGGGCUCGCGGCACUCGUCCUUCUCGUAUUCUUGGACCUUCCGCGCCCAUCUUCGCGGUCGGCUCUUGACUGUUUGAAGUCGCUGGACGUUAUAGGAAACACGCUGAUCAUCGGAGCCUCGUGCGCCAUUGCUAUCGCCAUCACAUGGGCUGGCGUGCAAUUUCCGUGGAGUUCGGCGCAGGUUCUCGCUCCGCUCAUCAUCGGUGGCGUCUCCCUCGUUUUGUGGUUUGUGUACGAGACUAGGCUCGCGACUCACCCUGCUGUGCCCAUGGUCAUUUUGUCGAACCGAACCAGCCUCAGCGGCUUCGUGCAAAUAUUCGUCGCGGCCUUCAUCAACAUAACCCUCGUAUACUACCUGCCCGUGUACUACCAAGCGUGCAAGGACGCAUCGCCGAUCGCGUCCGGCGUAGACCUGCUCGGGCUCUGCUUCGCCACGGGCGGCUUCGCGAUCCUCACCGGGGUGUCCGUCGCGGCCCUGAAGCGCUACCGGCCGCAGCUGUGGGCGUCCUGGGCCCUGAUCAUGCUCGGCCUCGGGCUGCUCUCCUCGCUCACGGCGGACUCCCCGCGCGGGGCAUCGAUCGGCUACCAGGUCCUCGUCGGGGUCGGGGUAGGGAUGGUGUACUCGGGCGGGUACUUCCCCGUGCUCGCGCCGCUGCCGGCGACGCUGAACGCGCCCGCGCUCGCGUUCUACGUCUUCGUGCGCUCCUUCGCGCAGAUCUGGGGCAUCACCGUCUCGGGGGUGCUCCUGCAGAACACGCUCGCGGCGCGCCUGCCGCCGUCGGUCGCCGCGCUCGCGCCGUCGGGGCUCGCGAACGCGGCGUACACCGUCGUGCCGCUCGUGUCGAAGCUGCCGCAGCCGGAGCGGGACGAGACGCGGGCGGCGUUCGCGGCGGGCCUCGCGGACGUGUGGCGCGUCGCGCUCGGGGCCGCCGCGGUCGGGCUGCUCGCGAGCGUGCUGAUGGAGGGGCUGCCGCUGCACACGGAGCGGGACGCGCGGUGGGCGGCGCGUGGAGCGGAGCCGAAGGGGCUGGGGGAGGAGAAGGCGGGCGAUGCGGAGGUGCAAGUGGUGGACACAUAG
Messenger RNA from Epithele typhae, 1713 nucleotides. RefSeq names its product Mfs1.1. Gene Ontology annotation, molecular function: transmembrane transporter activity. The transcript is spliced from 10 exons. Gene Ontology annotation, biological process: transmembrane transport. NCBI's taxonomy places the organism in Eukaryota, Fungi, Basidiomycota, Agaricomycetes, Polyporales, Epitheliaceae. The coding region runs from base 1 to 1713 and encodes 570 amino acids. The record is from RefSeq and is a predicted model, not a curated record.